Messenger RNA from Puma concolor (puma), 2220 nucleotides. NCBI's taxonomy places the organism in Eukaryota, Metazoa, Chordata, Mammalia, Carnivora, Felidae. The record is from RefSeq and is a predicted model, not a curated record.
AUGGUGCUGGAAGUUCUAAGCCAGUGCAAUAAGAGGAAGAGCUUAGCUCCUAGCCAGCUGGCCAAGAGAAAACCGGAAGGCAGACCUGGUGAUGAGGAAGAUUGGCAGCCUAGGACAGUGACUCCCAAGAAACAGAAAUCCAACAGUGGGACCCAGAGCAAAGAGUAUUUCCUGUCGCCUUUUCGGAAACCUUUGACUCAACUAACGAAUCGACCACCCAGUCUGGACAGUCGUCAACAUGAAGCCUUUAUUCGAAGCAUUUUGUCAAAGCCUUUUAAAAUUCCCAUUCCAAAUUAUCAAGGUCCUCUGGGCUCUCGUGCAUUGGGCCUCAAAAGGGCCGGGGUCCGCCGGGCCCUCCAUGACCCCUUGGAAGAAGGUGCCUUGGUUCUGUAUGAGCCUCCCCCUCUGAGUGCCCACGACCAGCUGAAGCUUGACAAGGAAAAACUCCCUGUCCAUGUGGUUGUUGAUCCCAUUCUCAGUAAGGUCUUACGGCCCCAUCAGAGAGAGGGAGUAAAGUUCCUGUGGGAGUGUGUCACCAGUCGGCGCAUCCCUGGCAGCCACGGCUGUAUCAUGGCUGAUGAGAUGGGUCUGGGCAAGACGCUGCAGUGCAUCACGUUGAUGUGGACGCUUUUGCGCCAGAGUCCAGAGUGCAAACCGGAAAUUGACAAGGCAGUGGUGGUGUCACCCUCCAGCCUAGUGAAGAACUGGUACAAUGAAGUUGGGAAAUGGCUUGCAGGGAGGAUCCAACCUCUGGCCAUUGAUGGAGGCUCUAAGGACGAGAUAGACCAAAAACUGGAAGGAUUCAUGAACCAGCGUGGAGCCCGAGUGCCUUCUCCCAUCCUUAUCAUUUCCUAUGAGACAUUCCGCCUUCACGUUGGAAUCCUCCAGAAAGGGAGUGUUGGACUGGUCAUCUGUGAUGAGGGACACAGACUUAAGAACUCUGAGAAUCAGACUUACCAGGCCCUGGACAGCUUGAACACCAGCCGGCGGGUGCUUAUCUCUGGGACCCCCAUCCAGAAUGAUCUCCUUGAGUAUUUCAGCUUGGUACAUUUUGUUAAUUCGGGCAUUCUAGAAAUCUCUUCUGACUCAAGAUUGUUAGCAGGGCAUUUUUACCAGCCUCUUGCCUUUUUAUCUUCUCUCCCCAGGUGCCUGAUACGGAGGACCUCUGAUAUCCUUUCUAAAUAUCUGCCUGUGAAAAUUGAGCAGGUGGUUUGUUGUAGGCUGACAUCCCUUCAGACUGAGUUAUACAAGAAGUUUCUGAGACAGGCCAAGCCAGCAGAAGAGUUGCGUGAGGGCAAGAUGAGUGUGUCUUCCCUUUCUUCCAUCACCUUGCUAAAGAAGCUUUGUAAUCAUCCAGCUCUAAUCUAUGACAAGUGUGUGGAAGAGGAGGGUGGCUUUGAAGGUGCCUUGGAAAUAUUCCCCCCUGGUUAUAGCUCCAAGGCUCUAGAGCCCCAGCUAUCAGGUAAGAUGCUGGUCCUUGAUUACAUUCUGGCAGUGACCCGAAGCCGCAGCAGUGACAAAGUAGUGCUGGUGUCCAAUUACACUCAGACAUUGGACCUCUUUGAGAAGCUCUGCCGGGCUCGAAGGUACUUGUAUGUCCGCUUGGAUGGCACAAUGUCCAUUAAGAAGCGAGCCAAGAUUGUAGAGCGCUUCAACAAUCCAUUGAGCCCUGACUUUGUCUUCAUGCUGAGCAGCAAAGCUGGGGGUUGUGGCCUCAAUCUCAUUGGAGCAAACCGACUGGUCAUGUUUGACCCUGACUGGAACCCGGCUAAUGAUGAACAAGCCAUGGCCCGGGUCUGGCGUGAUGGUCAAAAGAAGACCUGCUACAUCUAUCGCCUGCUGUCUGCAGGAACCAUUGAGGAGAAGAUCUUUCAGCGCCAGAGCCACAAGAAGGCACUGAGCAGCUGUGUGGUGGAUGAGGAACAGGAUGUGGAGCGGCACUUCUCUCUCGGCGAGUUGAAGGAGCUGUUUACCCUGGAUGAGGCUAGCCUCAGUGACACACAUGACAGGUUGCGCUGCUGCCGCUGUGUCAACAAUCACCAGGUCCGGCCACCCCCUGAUGGUUCUGACUGCACCUCAGACCUGGCUCAGUGGAACCAUAACACUGAUAAACGGGGGCUUAAGGAUGAGGUACUCCAGGCCGCCUGGGAUGCUGCCUCUACAGCCAUCACAUUCGUCUUCCACCAGCAGUCUCAUGAGGAGCAGCGGGGUCUCCACUGA